Megachile rotundata (alfalfa leafcutting bee) is the source of this 1047-nucleotide messenger RNA. RefSeq names its product pyridoxine/pyridoxamine 5'-phosphate oxidase. Gene Ontology annotation, biological process: pyridoxine biosynthetic process; pyridoxal 5'-phosphate biosynthetic process. The record is from RefSeq and is a predicted model, not a curated record. Gene Ontology annotation, molecular function: FMN binding; pyridoxamine phosphate oxidase activity. NCBI's taxonomy places the organism in Eukaryota, Metazoa, Arthropoda, Insecta, Hymenoptera, Megachilidae.
GUUUAAAUGAGUUUCCUCAUUCUCACACUCUGUGUCAGUGACGUUCAAUCUCUCCCUUCCAUUCAACAUCAGCUGUUUCUCUGUCAAACGAUCGAACAGGAUACCGCAUAAUGUUAUCCGCAAAACCUACCACCCAAGAGACAAACUACAAUAUUGACAUCGGAGGUAUGAGACUUAAGUACAAAGACAAAAGCGAGACUUUUACCGAGGACCAUCUCGUAAGCAAGGAACCUAUUGGCCAAUUCAAAGCAUGGUUCGAGGAGGCUUGUAAAACGCCGCAAAUUUUUGAAGCGAAUGCCAUGUUUCUUGGCACAGCUACCAAAGAUGGAAUUCCGUCGGUUCGAGCAGUAUUACUUAAGGGUUAUGGUACUGAUGGGUUCAAAUUCUACACAAACUACGAGAGCAGAAAGGGUCGCGAACUAGCUGAGAACCCGAAUGCUGCUCUAACAUUUUACUGGGAACCUUUGAGACGAGGCGUGCGUGUUGAGGGCAAAGUGAAGAAAACGUCGGCCGAAGAUUCGGAUCAGUAUUUUAACAGUCGGCCAUAUCCUAGUCAGAUAGGGUCCAUGGCUAGCAAGCAAAGCACCGUGAUAGCAAGCAGACAAACGCUCAUGGUAAAAGAAAGGGAAUUAACAGCCCAGUUUCCGGAAGGACAAGUUAAAAGGCCGGAGUGGUGGGGCGGUUACAUCGUCGUUCCACAUUCUGUGGAAUUCUGGCAGGGUCAAAGCGAUCGUUUACACGAUAGAAUUCGUUUUCGACGACCAAAACCAAAGGAAAAAAUUGAUAAUGUACUCGUUCAUCAGGGAGAUAAUGGAUGGGUUUAUGAAAGACUAUCUCCAUAAAAAUUUGCUAAAUUAAAAAUAUUUAUUUUAUAUAAAUGUAAAUGUACAAUGGUUCUUUGUUAGGUGAACAGAUAAUAGCAAGAGGUGGUGGAUAAGACUACAACCGUUAUAUCCUUGUUAUCUUCAAGAUUUCUCUUUGCAAUCCUAGAAUAUGUUUAUAAUUGUUGUUGAAAUACUUAGGAAAAUAUAUUUACUGUAUAACAAA